Messenger RNA from Dipodomys ordii (Ord's kangaroo rat), 742 nucleotides. RefSeq names its product Na+/K+ transporting ATPase interacting 3 (gene Nkain3). The record is from RefSeq and is a predicted model, not a curated record. The transcript is spliced from 7 exons. The coding region runs from base 86 to 742 and encodes 218 amino acids. Gene Ontology annotation, biological process: regulation of sodium ion transport. Lineage: Eukaryota; Metazoa; Chordata; Mammalia; Rodentia; Heteromyidae.
GGGCGGCUCCAGAGUCCCGAGGCAGCGGCGCCGCCGGAGAAGGCGCAUCUCUUGCCGCUCGCGCCGCUGGGACACCACGGACACCAUGGGCCGCUGCACGGGCCGCUGCUCGCUCAUCUGCCUCUGCGCGCUGCAGCUGCUCUCAGCAUUCGAGAGGCAGAUCUUUGACUUCCUUGGCUUCCAGUGGGCUCCUAUUCUUGGAAAUUUCCUACAUAUCAUAGUAGUCAUUUUGGGUUUAUUUGGAACCAUUCAGUACAGACCUCGAUACAUCAUGGUGUAUACGGUGUGGACUGCCCUCUGGGUCACCUGGAAUGUCUUCAUUAUCUGCUUCUAUUUGGAAGUAGGGGGCCUCUCUAAGGAUACAGACCUGAUGACCUUCAACAUCUCUGUGCACCGAUCAUGGUGGAGGGAACACGGGCCUGGUUGUGUCCGGAGAGUGCUGCCUCCAUCAGCACAUGGCAUGAUGGAUGACUACACAUAUGUCUCUGUCACAGGCUGCUCCCUCAGCUUCCAAUACAUGGAGGUCAUCCACAGUGCUGUCCAAAUACUGCUCUCUUUGGUUGGGUUUGUGUUUGCCUGUUAUGUGAUCAGUAUUUCCAUGGAAGAAGAAGAUACCUUUGAUUUCAUAGGCGGACUUGAUACACAUUCCUACUACCAGGAUCAUAUUGAGUUAAAGCCUGUUAAACCUGUCGAAAUAAGUAAUGCCAUUGAUUUUGAAAUGCGGCUGCUGGAUUUGACUUAG